GAAAUUUGAGGAACAUCGAAUUUGUGUAACAUCGAAAUGGAAAAACAGAGGGAGAAGGCUAAAUCUGAAGAAAUGGAGAAGCUCUGCCGAAGAUGUAAUCGGUCCUAUCUUCCAUCCUCCAAUUCAUCUUCUUCAUGCCGUUUCCAUCCUUCGUUUUUCGUCUGUCGCCGCCAUGACGACCAGAAGAGGUACUAUGAAUUGGGACCCAACGACCCGCCUUAUGCAGCCAAAUUCUACGACUGCUGUGGGGCUGAGGACGCCGAGGCGUCAGGCUGCACCACCAGCUUCCAUGUUUCUUAUGAUGAAUGAUCAUAACAACAAUAUCUGAAGCUCUUUUUCACUCAGGUCUUGUGCUUCGCACAUUCUGUAGAUAUAAUCUCACCACAUCAUCUGCCAAACAAGGUUCAUCUCAUCCCUUUUAUGAUUAAAGCUUCUGAAUCACUUUGAGUUCUGUGUUGUGUUUGUAGAGAAGACUCAAUGAAACAUAACAUGAUUAGUUUCUGAAGAAUGAGUUCAGACAAAGUUACUGUAGUUUUUCAUUAGAAAACUAUUUCUUGUAAAAAGUUGUUUUUGGUUUCAUUUAUUUUGUCUUACAGUGGCUGUAAAGUGUGUUCUGAUUCUGGGACAGAUAAGAUUAUGUCCGUUUCUCUUGGGACCUUAGGGAGAGAUUAGAGAGAGAGAGUAAAAACAAAUGGGUGGUGAGGGAUUCACGUGUAGGGUUGAACAUUAUGGUAAUGAACUGCAGAAAGAUACGGUGGUU
Messenger RNA from Cucurbita moschata (crookneck pumpkin), 760 nucleotides. RefSeq lists its product as uncharacterized. The transcript has 2 exons. The record is from RefSeq and is a predicted model, not a curated record. NCBI's taxonomy places the organism in Eukaryota, Viridiplantae, Streptophyta, Magnoliopsida, Cucurbitales, Cucurbitaceae. Bases 37 to 309 code for a protein of 90 amino acids.